This is a messenger RNA of Apaloderma vittatum (bar-tailed trogon), 1953 nucleotides long. It is a transcript of the gene WDR3, whose product is annotated as WD repeat domain 3. Gene Ontology annotation, molecular function: protein binding; snoRNA binding. Gene Ontology annotation, biological process: maturation of SSU-rRNA. The annotation marks the transcript as partial. The record is from RefSeq and is a predicted model, not a curated record. Gene Ontology annotation, cellular component: small-subunit processome; Pwp2p-containing subcomplex of 90S preribosome. The transcript is spliced from 18 exons. NCBI's taxonomy places the organism in Eukaryota, Metazoa, Chordata, Aves, Trogoniformes, Trogonidae.
AUGUUCUCGGGUAAUCUUCUUGGUCUCAUAGCAGAGGUAGAGACAAAUGCCACUCUGUUGGAGACACUCUGUCUGUUCCAGGAUACAGAUGUCAUUGUGUGGGAUGUCAUCAAUGAGAGCGGUCUGUACCGGCUGAGAGGACACAAGGAUGCUGUCACUCAAGUCCUUUUCUUGAAGGAGAAGAACCUGCUGGUCACUAGCGGCAAAGACACGUUGGUGAAAUGGUGGGAUCUGGAUACCCAGCACUGCUUCAAAACUCUGGUUGGACACCGUACUGAGGUUUGGGGGAUGGCUUUGAUAUCUGAAGAGAAGCGUCUGAUCACUGGGAGUGCUGACAGUGAGCUGAGGGUGUGGGAUAUCACGUACAUCCAGGAGGUAAAAGACCCUGAUGAGCCAGAAUCCAAGAAAAGCAAAGGAUCUUCACCUGAAGCAGAAGAAAACACUGAAGAGGAGGAAACCCUAGAGUUGGAUGAGUGUCCUGAGGAACGCCUCAUAACGUGCAGCAAGGUUGGCUCCAUCAUGCGGGAAGGGAGAGACCGAGUAGUUACUCUUGCCACAGACCGAACGGGCAAGAUUUUGGCCUGCCAUGGAACAGGUGCUGUUCUGGAAGUAUUUUCUGUCCUUUCUGAAGAGGAAAUCCAAAAGAAAUUGGAAAAGAAAAUGAAGAAAGCAAAGAAAAAAGCCAGACAGAACUCUGAAGAGGAGCCUGAAAAGAGUGUGGAGCUGAGCCUGCAGGAGGAGAUUCAGCGAGUCACUAACAUCAGAGCUUCUUCCAAAAUUAAGUCAUUUGACUUGAAUCUCUCUCCAAAAGGAGAGCUGAAGAUAGUACUGCUGCUCCAGAACAACAUCAUUGAGUCAUACAGCCUGAACUUGACAGCACAAGCCCCACAGGCUAUCCGUGCAUCCAGGAUAACCAUUGGAGGCCACCGCAGUGAUGUCAGGACGUUGGCUUUUAGUUCUGAUAACAUUGCCAUUCUCUCAGCAGCUGCAGAGUCUGUAAAGAUUUGGAACAGAUCGACCUUGCAGUGUAUCCGGACAAUGGACUGUGAAUAUGCACUCUGCUCGCUCUUUGUCCCAGGAGAUCGGCAGGUCAUCGUUGGCAGCAAGACAGGGAAGCUGCAGCUGUAUGACCUGGCUUCUGGGAGUCUGAUGGAGGCACUUGAUGCUCAUGAUGGGGCGGUGUGGUCCAUUGCUCUUUCACCAGACCAGCGUGGCUUUGUGACAGGAGGUGCUGAUAAAUGUGUCAAGUUCUGGGAGUUUGAGCUUGUGAAGGAUGAGAGCAGUGCUCAGAAAAGGCUUUCCAUGAAACAUGUGCGCGUUUUGCAGCUCGAUGAAGAUGUUCUCUGUGUGCGGUACAGCCCCAACCAGAAACUGUUGGCUGUCUCCUUACUGGAUUGCACUGUGAAGAUUUUCUACAUUGACACACUCAAGUUUUUCCUCUCUCUAUAUGGACACAAGCUGCCAGUGCUGUGUAUGGACAUCUCCUAUGAUGGAACUCUAAUUGCAACCGGCUCUGCUGACAGGAAUGUGAAGAUCUGGGGCUUAGAUUUUGGGGACUGUCACCGCUCUCUCUUUGCCCAUGAUGACAGCGUGAUGUAUCUGCAGUUUGUGGCGAAAUCCCAUCUCUUCUUCACAGCUGGGAAGGACAGCAAGAUUAAGCAGUGGGAUGCGGAUAAAUUUGAACACAUCCAGACACUGGAGGGGCAUCACCAGGAGGUGUGGUGUUUGGCGCUCAGUCCCAAUGGAGACUAUGUGGUGUCGGCAUCCCAUGACAAGUCACUGCGCCUCUGGGAAAGGACAAGGGAGCCACUCGUUUUGGAAGAGGAGAGAGAGAUGCAACGAGAAGCUGAGUACGAAGAAAGCGUGGCGAAGGAAGAGCAGCCUGUGGUGGCUGGAGAGACGCAAGGAGAGACAGGGCUGGCGGGAAAGAAGACUAUUGAAACCAUCAAAGCG